Messenger RNA from Plasmodium malariae, 825 nucleotides. RefSeq names its product fam-l protein. The record is from RefSeq and is a predicted model, not a curated record. Lineage: Eukaryota; Apicomplexa; Aconoidasida; Haemosporida; Plasmodiidae. The coding region runs from base 1 to 825 and encodes 274 amino acids. The transcript is spliced from 2 exons.
AUGAAAAAAAGCAUUAUGAUUUUCUCAUUUAUUAAAAUUGUUCUACUUAUCUUUUUAACGUGGAUACCUCAUUUAAGUGAUCAUGUUAUUACGUUUAACAAAUACCUAGGCAAAAAGUACAUGCUUGCUAUAAAAUUAGACGACAGAAUAUAUCGAUUACUAGCAAAAUAUAAAAAGGAUAAGGAUUCAAAAGUAUUGUUAAGAGACGAUAUAUCAAAUAAUGGAAUGGACCAAAAAAAGGACAUAUCUAAUACUGAAAAGGAGUGCACAGAAAAAAAGAAAGAAUUAUAUAGAGGUUCAUUAAAUAAUUAUGGUAGACACAAACAAGAUAUGAACAAUAAAUAUUCUAAAUUUGUGACAAAAAAAUACAGUUAUCUUGAAAAAAAAAUAUUCAAAGAGCUGGAUUUUGUAGAUUUUCUUAAAAGCAACAAGAAUAUUAGUGAUAAGACUUACAAAAAAAUAAUGCGUAAAAAAUUCUCAUUACGAUUAGGAUCACCUUUAUUAUUGUUUUUGUUGUUAUCAACUAUACUUAUAGUAGAUAUAUCUCUGCGUUUAUCAUCUGAGGGAAAUGGAUUUUGGAAUCUAUCAGGAUUGGGAACGAUUUUAAAAGAAUAUGAGGACAAAUUGAAGCCUUAUCUUGAAUGGUUAUCAAAACCCCUAUUGACUUCAGCAGAUAGCGCUUCCAUUAGUGUACUAGGACCAUUAUUUAGUGUUAUAUUAUUUGUUAUACCCUUUUUAAUAUUAGGUGUCACACUUAUAUCGUACAUUUUAUAUUACCAUAGAAAAGCUAAAAAAUAUGACAAAAUUAAGUUCAGUAAAAAGUGA